Messenger RNA from Trichoderma aggressivum f. europaeum, 795 nucleotides. RefSeq lists its product as uncharacterized. The coding region runs from base 1 to 795 and encodes 264 amino acids. Lineage: Eukaryota; Fungi; Ascomycota; Sordariomycetes; Hypocreales; Hypocreaceae. The transcript has a single exon. Gene Ontology annotation, cellular component: nucleus. The record is from RefSeq and is a predicted model, not a curated record.
AUGGAGAAAAACAUUGUCACUGUUGUUGGUGCCACAGGCAUUCAAGGUGGUUCUGUUAUUGAUGUUCUUCUUAAAGAUGAUACAUUUCAUAUUCGCGCUAUCACACGAAACAGCCAAAGUCAGUCGGCUAAAGAUCUGGCUGCUAAAGGCGUUGAACUCAUCCAAUCAACCACUAAUGAUGUUUCAUCCUUAACGGCAGCUUUCCAAGGGUCAUCGAUCAUAUUUGGUGUGACGGAUUUCUUUGGAUUAUUUGCAAAAGAAGAGCCUUUGAAAGCAAUGGAGAUUGAUUCUUCUCAAGCUAUCAAUUUGGCAAAAGCCGCAGCAGCAACGCCAACACUUGAGCACUAUAUAUGGUCAACUCUACCUAAUGCUAAAACUCAGAGCUCAGGAAAACCCUUGGUCCCUCACUUCGAGAGCAAGAAUGUCGCCGACCGAUAUAUUCAAUCACAGCCAGAACUGUUCGCAAAGACUACAUUUGUCAUCAUAGGGUAUUACGCCGCAAACUUCUACUGGCAAACACAUAUUCCAAUCUUUGUUCCAUCAGCUGGUAAAUACGUUCAACUUAAUGCAUACCCAGCCGACACGCCUCUUCGGCCUAUCGGUGAUGCUAAGAAUAAUGUCGGAAUAUUUAUCAAGGCCAUAAUCGAUCAACCCAACAAAACAUUACCCGGGAAACAUGUGUUAGCCCACACAGAAAACACAACAUGCGGGGAAAUGCUACAAUUAUGGGGAGAAGCUCAAGGAAAGGCAGCCGAGUACAUCCAACUUCAGCCAGAGGAAUUUAAUAAAGUAUAG